AUGCCUUACAGUGGCACUUGUACAGUUCUGGCCAUCUCCGCCGUUUCAUCGGUGCUGGGUUUUUGCGUUUACUACGAUAAAAAACGCCGCGAGGAUCCCGACUACAAGCGCAAGGUGCGCACCCGUCGUCUCAACGCGAAGCUGGCCAAGGAGCAGAAGCAGCGUGCUGCCACAGUGGCAGCAAUGGCACAGGGUCCCCAGGCACCGGCACAGGCGAUGAGCGGCCUGGUGAGGCCCAACACUGAGCAAUACUUUUUGGAGCAGAUCCAUCUUGGAGAGCUUCGUAUAUUGGCCGGCGAUAUUGAAACUGGAAUCACGCACAUGAUCAAUGCCACCAGCGUGUGCAUCCGCCUGCAGACAUUCCUGCCCAUGCUUGAGAGCACCCUAUCCGAGGAGGUCUUUAGCAUGUUUAUGUUAAAGAUGCUGCAAGCAGAGCAGGCACGCAACAACAGCAACAGCAUCAUGCCCAACGUGGCGUCCCCUCGCUAUGGCCUAGCAUGGUGA
Molecule: messenger RNA, 504 nt
Organism: Drosophila subobscura
Lineage: Eukaryota; Metazoa; Arthropoda; Insecta; Diptera; Drosophilidae
Gene: tomboy20
Product: mitochondrial import receptor subunit TOM20 homolog
Exons: 1
Coding region: 1-504 (167 amino acids)
Biological process (GO): protein import into mitochondrial matrix; protein targeting; tRNA import into mitochondrion
Cellular component (GO): mitochondrial outer membrane; mitochondrial outer membrane translocase complex
Molecular function (GO): transmembrane protein transporter activity
Source: RefSeq, a predicted model, not a curated record